Messenger RNA from Clupea harengus (Atlantic herring), 3325 nucleotides. It is a transcript of the gene abhd11, whose product is annotated as abhydrolase domain containing 11. The record is from RefSeq and is a predicted model, not a curated record. Gene Ontology annotation, cellular component: mitochondrion. Gene Ontology annotation, molecular function: carboxylic ester hydrolase activity. Lineage: Eukaryota; Metazoa; Chordata; Actinopteri; Clupeiformes; Clupeidae. Gene Ontology annotation, biological process: lipid metabolic process.
UUGUGGUAUUUGGCCCUCCGGCUGAAAUAUUCUAUGUCAUCAUGAGUGUCACUUGUCGCUUUCUUUCAGGUGGUCUCUUGCACAGAGCAACAUCAUGUGUUUCUAUGACUACAUCUCGUAAUGCCUGCUUUAGUAAUGCACGGAUGCACUGGAUUCGUCAAAUCGGAACUAAAGCGAACACUCCUGCUGUUUCUACAAGACCUGUGAAUUUGACCUAUGACGUGUUCGAUGGAAAAGGGGACAACACGCCGCUGGUUUUCCUCCACGGUCUUUUCGGCAGUAAAUCCAACUUCCACUCCAUAGCCAAGUCCUUAGUCCAGCGGACCGGCAGAAAGGUGCUGACAGUAGAUGCACGUAACCAUGGAAAAAGCACACACAGCCCCAUUAUCACCUAUGAGGCCAUGACCAAUGAUCUCACGCAACUGCUUGCUCAACUGCGAAUCGGGAAAUGCGUUCUGAUUGGCCACAGCAUGGGAGGCAAGGUGGCCAUGACAACAGCACUCAUGCAGCCGAGUCUAGUGGAGCGCCUGGUGGUGGUGGACAUAAGCCCCGCCCAAACCACACCGCUGACUAACUUCCCCGCCUACAUCCAGGCCAUGAAGGAGGUGAAGGUGCCGAAGGAUGUGCCCCGCUCCACUGCGCGCAGGUUGGCCGAGGACCAGCUACGUCAGCUCGUCAAAGAGCGCUCAGUACGGCAGUUCCUUCUGACAAACCUGACUGAGGAGGAAGGACAGUAUUCUUGGAGGGUCAACUUAGAUGCCAUCUCCAAUCAUCUGCAAGACAUCAUGAAUUUCCCAGCAUUCAACACCAGCUAUGAGGGCCCCACACUCUUCCUUGGUGGGACCAACUCCGCGUAUAUCAGCUCUGAGGACUACCCAGAGAUUCAGCGUCUCUUCCCGUGUGCUGACAUCCAGUACAUUCCAGACGCCAGCCACUGGAUCCACGCAGACAAGCCCCUGGACUUCAUCAGCUCCAUCAGCACCUUCCUCCAGUCCUAGCCCUGCCCUGCACUGCACUGGCCUGGCCACAGAGGGGCGACAAGGAGGAGUGCUUUUACAGCCACCAGGAGAAAUAUAUGAACAAGUGCUUUUUUGUAGUUUUUGUUGUUAAAUUUAGAUUCAUUUUUGUGUCUUUUUCAUCUCAUUUGUUUACAGGGCUGUAUCAUUAAGCACUAGCGAUGCAUAGACGUGUCUAUAGUUCUGCAGUAAACUGCAGAGUUUAAUACUACAGACAUAUAGCCAAUUAUUUACUUAUUCAAAGGACAUAUUUUGACCACAGUGCAAUUAACACUGUGAUUAAAAGCUGCAUAGUAAUAUAAGAGUAUAGUUUGGAGUGAAAAGAGAAGGGUUGGAAUAGUCUAAUAAGAUGAAUCUAGGGUGUUUUAAAGAAGGGUUGGUAUGGUCUAAUAAGAGUAAUCUAGGGUGUUUUAAAGAAGGGUUGGUAUGGUCUAAUAAGAGUAAUCUAGGGUGUUUUAAAGAAGGGUUGGUAUGGUCUAAUAAGAGUAAUCUAGGGUGUUUUAAAGAAGGGUUGGUAUGGUCUAUUAAGAGUAAUCUAGGGUGUUUUAAAGAAGGGUUGGUAUGGUCUAAUAAGAGUAAUCUAGGGUGUUUUAAAGAAGGGUUGGUAUGGUCUAAUAAGAGUAAUCUAGGGUGUUUUAAAGAAGGGUUGGUAUGGUCUAAUAAGAGUAAUCUACUCCUGCGGUGUUUAAAUGGACUUCAGUGGGGCCUUCUGAGAAGGAGCAGGGGCUUAGUGUUACAGACGGCACAGAUCAGUUCUAGCUUUAACACUCCCUUUAAUUCUUUCAUUUCGAGAGAUUUUUUUAAUGCACGUGGAGAGAAUGGUGACAAUCGGCAUGUUCUCUCUUAUUCUUUUCCACACAAGGAACCAGUAUUAAAUGAAGUUAGUUAGUUUGUUAUUUAGUUGAGAAUACAAAUCGAACUCUGUGUAUGUGACAUAACCAGGUGAGAGGAUCAGGGUAAGCUAAAGGAAUGUGCCAUGUGUAAGGCAGUUAGGGUUAACUCCAGUGUGCAGGCAUCACAAAACGGUUGCCAACCUGCUCCAAUGGAUAUUUGUCAGUAAAUGAUGUGCAUACUGGGCAGGGACAUCACAUUUACAGUCUACACACACACACAUUCACAAAUUGUUAAUGCUACGUAAUUAUUGACCUUAAAUAAUUGUAAACAUGAACUGAUCAGCAUACAUUUUACAGACCUCAACAAUAAUUGAGUAUAUAAUCACUAUUCAUGUUCCAGUCUUAAAAUUGACCAUAAAUAAGUUUUUUAAAUUGUGUGUAUAUUAUGAUGCUGACAGUAUCUGUGAGGCAGUUUAGUGUGAACGUCACAGUGUGAGAGAUCUAUAGAACGGAGUGUGAGACCGUAUAUUCACACUGCAGUGUAGAGUAUAGUGGUUUUUGCUCUCAGGGGGCACAUAGAAACUGCCCUAAUACUUGAACUGCCACCUUUUAAAUGGACAGUCUGUACAUAGAGCACUCUGGUCUUGUAUCCUGGGUUGUGCUCUUUGUUAACAUGUAAAGAUUAUAUAUGCAUAUAUAAUAUUAUAAUAUAAUAUUAACACUACAUAAAGAAUCAAGGGACACAAUAUAUGCACUGCUAACCUCAACAGACGUUAUGUAAUUUAUAAACAAUUCGAUGUUCUACUGUUGAUGUAAUAUUUGUCCACGUCAGGUAUAGUAAAUGAUGUCAAAUUAUUGUGAUGAACAUUUCUGGUUUUGUUCGUUAUUAGGUAAUACUAAUACUAAUUGUCAGAAUGAUGGGUGACUAUGAAAUACUCUUCCAAUAUCAGAUAUUAACCAUAGUGUUCUCAGCGAACUGUAAAUAGUCAUUAACAGCACAAGUUUGUAUUGUGUUUUAUCCGUUUCCCACCCAGCAGUUGGCUGGAUUUUCACCAGACGGGGCAGACUCGUCUUACAGUGAAUUGCAUUGUGGGUAUUACAUGUUCAUUUUCCAAUUUUUUUUCUGGCCUUGAGAAGUAGCUGAGACUUGGUAGGGUGGCUUAUGCAGUUUGAUCAGAAUGUAAAAGAGGAGGUUUUCAGUGUGUAAUUGACAUGAAUACAUUAAUAUUUAACUAUCAAGAUUGGGAGUGUCCAAAGGACAUUUUCAAUUUGCAAAGGUUUUAUUGAAAUUAAACUAUAUUUCUCUAAUAUUUUGGACAGAUGGCAAAGUAACCUAUAUUUGUUGGAAUAGCUUAUAUUUGUGUGCGUGUGUCUGUAUGUGUGUGUGUUGAGACUGACAGUGAUGUCCAUUCGUAUUGAGAUGUGUUUACAUGUUGUAGUUAUUUAUUAUUUACAAAAAUUAAACUAGAAAAGCCA